UUUAAUAUAGAAGUUGUAUUUAUAAGAAAUAUUAAACCGCUCAAAAAUUUUGUAAUUAUUGUAUUUGGCCAUGGAACUUUCCGAAAUUUUCUUCAUUUUUUUAAUUACUAAUAAUUAUUUUUAUCUUUUUUUCAUUUUUUUUUCAUCAAAGACACAAAAGAAAUGUAUAAAAUACUUCUAGUCGCAAUAUCAAUUUUCGUGCAUGUGGGAUUGACCAAUCAACAGCGAGUGGUUAAUGUAUAUAAUUUAUGCAAGCCUCGAUCAUUCAUGUACAUGUUAAAUGAUAUAUGUAAAUAUGUAUCACCAAGAUGGAAACGAGACAAGAGUGGUUCCACGAGACAAGCCCAAUCAUACACAUUUUAUCACUAAAAGAUACGCCAACACAUUCUUGAGGACGACAAAACAUUCGCAAAAAAGAGAUUUGAAUAUCAUGGAUGAAUGCUGUGUCACGAAGGCUUGUACGUUACACGAACUAACAGAAUAUUGUCCUUAUAUACCAGUGUUUCCUUUCAAUGACCCUGAGAAAGUUUAAUAUUGAAAUAUUAGAUUGAAUUGAACUUUUUUUGGUGUAUCUUUAUCUAAUAUAUAUUAUUUUUUUAUAUUAACUUAUUAUCGAAAGAUGCUGCCUGCUGUGACAUUACAA
Hydractinia symbiolongicarpus is the source of this 643-nucleotide messenger RNA. RefSeq lists its product as uncharacterized. Bases 281 to 532 code for a protein of 83 amino acids. Gene Ontology annotation, cellular component: extracellular region. Lineage: Eukaryota; Metazoa; Cnidaria; Hydrozoa; Anthoathecata; Hydractiniidae. The transcript is spliced from 2 exons. The record is from RefSeq and is a predicted model, not a curated record. Gene Ontology annotation, molecular function: hormone activity.